Molecule: messenger RNA, 2412 nt
Organism: Tigriopus californicus
Lineage: Eukaryota; Metazoa; Arthropoda; Copepoda; Harpacticoida; Harpacticidae
Product: sphingosine kinase 2-like
Exons: 1
Coding region: 330-2399 (689 amino acids)
Molecular function (GO): kinase activity
Source: RefSeq, a predicted model, not a curated record
UCAUGUCCAAGCUACGUAAACUGACUUUUCCUGGGAAUUGUCGUCUCUGUAUUAUACUGUGAGUGCUGGGUCUUCAGCCUCAGGUGUAAUCCACCUCUCAUUGCACCUCAUACUUAUGGAUUUAGAAACGAAAAUGAGAGUUCUUUUCCCGUGCUUCCUAAUCGGUGGAAGCGCACAUUGAUUUUCGCACGCUUCAGUUGGAUUAAGGACUCGGCGGGGAAAACAUGUGUAUGAAGUAACUCACCAUAAAUUUGACAACUGAUGAUGGACAACCAAAGAAAAAUAAUGCCACUGUGAUACGAACGAAGUUUCAUUGGGAAAUCUCAAGAAUGAAGUCUGAAGAAACUUACACUGGCAGAGUGGUGCUUUUAGAGCACACUUUUCGGGUUUGGUGCAAGGGGAAAGUAGGGGAAUAUGUGGUCUCGCUUUCCCAUCUGGGCCUGACCCUCCAGACCCGAUCCCUGCGAACCUCCUGCUGUCAUUUGUGCUCAGAUUGGAAAUGUAUCCAAGUGUUUGGACGUGAUAUUUUAGCUUGUCGACCCGCCCUCGGGGUCCAGGGGACGGAAAGACCCAAUCUGGGACCGCCUCUAUUCCAACUCAUUACAUAUCCUUUAGUGGGAAAAGCACCCUCAAAAGUGGUCUUCUAUUUCCACUUGCGGCCAAAAGAGACCAAGACCGCUGAAGGCACUGACGAUGAAGAUGAGGAUGCCCAGUCCGUUUUGUACCAUUUUGACCACAAACAGGUUCAUUUGUUAAAACAGAAUUGGGUCAAAACCAUCUUAGAGCUGUUUUUUCCUGGAGGAUCCCCUCUGACCUCCUCUGGUCCGUUUUCCAAAUCGAGACUGGUGAACGUCACUCAAUCCAAAACCUACUUGAGUCAAAAGAUCCUCGUGGCGUUGAAUCCAUUGGCGGGAAAGGGAAAUGCUUUAAAAGUGUUCAGAGACAUUCUGGUCCCGAUCUUCAAGGAUGCUGCCACCGAGUACGAGGUGCUGGUGACUGAAUACCCAGGACAUGCCUACAGUGUGGUCAAGAACGAGAAUCUAGCUCGUUGGAAGGGUGUGGUGUGUGUCUCGGGGGAUGGCCUCAUCCACGAGGUUUUGAAUGGAUUGUUUGAUCGAGUCGAUUGGCAGGAUGCAUUGUCCCAUCUCUCCGUGAGCUCAAUUCCAAUCGGAACCAUUUCAGCUUUUGGAAGGGCCAUGAUUCACCUUCAAAAAGAGCCUUUCCAUCACGAUGGCAUCUUGUCAAAUGCCCUCAACGUCGGUAGGGCUAUCACUCACCCCAUGGACCUGAUAUUUGUCCAAACCAAAGAUCGAUCCCAAGUGGGAGUUUGCAACUUUGGUUGGGGACUUCUAAACGAACUCAAGGGAACCAAGACCAACAAGCUGAAACUCCUCAAGAACUACCGAUUAGGAUUGACCAACCUAUUCCGGGUCUCAUCGAUCACGGUUCAAAGUGCAGUUAUUUCCUACCUACCGGUUCAAGGUGGCAAUUCGAGUACGAAGCAAUUAUCUGAAAACCUCUCCUCAAAGGCCUCGUCCCAAAUUCAUAGCCUACAGUCCACAUUAUCGAAUCGAACGACAUGUUCCUCCUGUUCCAUUGGGCUUUUAAAAGAUGCACCAAACUUAUCGAAAACCUUCAACAGUUCAAGGAAUACCUCGGAAUCCACCGACAUUAGAGAUUCAAGCAUGGACCCCUUGAUCACCUCCACCAAAGCCAAAAAAGCCACGUCCAAAACCAAACCCAGAUCCCCAGCCAUUGCUAGUCCCCCUCCAGCCUCCCGUUACACCUACACAUCUCUCUUGGCUGAAGGACAGCUCUAUUUUAGAAGCUGGCAGGAACUCGAUGUCCGACUCCAACAUCAUGGCCCGUUUCCUUUGCUCAACAACCAUACGGUCAUGAUGGCCAGUAGUGUUGUCACGGCUUCACCCCCUAGCUCAAUGAGCCAAGGCACCCUCCGCAAUCAGAAACGACCGAAACCCUAUUUUCCUGCCAUGCCAGAAAUGCCCAAACCGCUUCAUCAGGAUUUAGGCUGGGUCACUGAAGUGGGCGAUUUUGUGGCGGUUCACGUGUUCAACAUGCCUUGUUUGGACCAGGAUCGAACAGUUGUGCCAGAUGGAUCCAUCAACGACGGACGACUUCGACUUCUGCUCAUUCGAGGGGGUAUCAAGCGAGCAGAUUUAUACAAGUUCUUGAAUGCCAUCGAGUCUGACGCCACAUUCAUGUCCGAGAGUAUGCCUCCGCUCCCUGAUGGAGUUGAAAUCAUUUCUAUCAAAGGCAUUCGUAUUACUCCCAUCACGAUGGAGACCGCAUUUCAAGUCGACGACCAAAUCGUGACUGGCUCAGUGGAGUGCAUCCAAGCUUUUGUUAUGCCCGGUGUUGCCCGAACAAUGGUCAAAUAAAUCGAACACUUUC